Molecule: messenger RNA, 679 nt
Organism: Trematosphaeria pertusa
Lineage: Eukaryota; Fungi; Ascomycota; Dothideomycetes; Pleosporales; Trematosphaeriaceae
Exons: 1
Coding region: 145-504 (119 amino acids)
Source: RefSeq, a predicted model, not a curated record
AUGUCGCUCGCGCAAGCAGCUGCUGGAUAGGGGUUGCUUUUGGCGAGCACCCACGCUGACUUGCCGAAUCUCAUUCUUUUACGAAAGAGCUAUCAAUCGACAAGCCCGAGCGGUUACACCACGCGUCUCAAGGCGCAGAGCGAGAUGACCGACAAGCCUUGGUGCUGUCUCUUACAUUCGCGAGGGAUUGGCACGCAUUGGCUCCCUCUUUCCGCCUUCAUUCGACUAGUUUUCUGGGCGUCGUCUUCAGCUGCACAAGUACAGCACUACGGCCUACGACUCCGAUCAGCGAGGCCCCUCAGAUCGCCGUUACGCGAUGCGCAUUAUGUAUUGCACAAGCGACAACAUCACGGGCGACCACGCUACAUCCACGGAGCCAUAAGCGGCUGCGAGAGAACUGUUGUUGCUCCAUUCGCCGCUUUCGGUAAGUUGAUCAUAGUCUCGAGAAAUCCAGCCUAUGGAGUUUGUUCGAUGGACCGUUACUUUGCUCCGCAGUUACCAUAGGGUUACGCUAGAACGUCGAUCCUCUUGGCUUGCACCGAAGACAGAAGUGGGAAGCAGGCACUGCUCAGCCAGCAACGUGUGGUAAGCGUUCUGAACUAUUAACGCCGUUCUCCCGAAGUCAUUGGUCAUCAAUAGAUAUUCAUCUACCAGGUGUAUAUCCCUUGUCCUUUCUCUA